AUGUCAACCACCCACCUCACCCCCCACGAAUCCAUCUGCGACGCCACAAUCCGCAUGGUGCAAGCCAUCGACGACAACGACGCCGCCCUCCUCACCAGCGCCUUCACAGAAACCGCAACCUACGACCUCCGGCCCUUCUCCUUCCUCGGCCUCACCUUCGGCCUCCUCACCGGCCGCUCCACCAUCGUCCCCACCCUCCUCGCCGCCGUAGGCAAAAUGGACACCACCCACACCCUCUCCAACUUCCGCACCAAGAUCUCCUCGGAUGGCAAGAGAGCGCAUCUGACGUGCUAUACGUACGCGCAGCAUUUCCGGCCCGGCGAGGGACGGCCUUAUCAGAAGGGGAAUGGGUUUUUGAUGGGGAAUCGGUAUGAGGGGGAUUUGGUGCUGGAUGAGGGGGAGGGGGUUUGGAGGUUUGAGAGGUUUGUGCUGUGGUGUGUUUGGAGUCAGGGGGAUUUUGGGGUUUUUGAGGAUGCGGCGAGGGAGAAUGAGGAGGGGAGGGAGUGA
Molecule: messenger RNA, 507 nt
Organism: Zasmidium cellare ATCC 36951
Lineage: Eukaryota; Fungi; Ascomycota; Dothideomycetes; Mycosphaerellales; Mycosphaerellaceae
Exons: 1
Coding region: 1-507 (168 amino acids)
Source: RefSeq, a predicted model, not a curated record